Molecule: messenger RNA, 252 nt
Organism: Penicillium waksmanii
Lineage: Eukaryota; Fungi; Ascomycota; Eurotiomycetes; Eurotiales; Aspergillaceae
Exons: 1
Coding region: 1-252 (83 amino acids)
Source: RefSeq, a predicted model, not a curated record
AUGAGCGAUCUGGAGAAUCGCACGUACCGCCUUUUGGCCCCAAAGGUCAACAACGCUGCCAAGACACGACAGCGAAGAGAAGAAGGCAGCAACAACGCAGGCGACAAUGCAGACGCAGACGCAGAUGCAGAUGCAGAUGCCGAUGCCGAUAUGCAGCUGGAGGUGCGUACUAAUUUGGGGAGGAAGAGAGGGGAGAAGGGGCUGGAGGAGGAGAUGGAUGUCACGUGGGUGGUGAAAGGUGGUGAAAGGUGA